Carya illinoinensis is the source of this 1536-nucleotide messenger RNA. RefSeq lists its product as uncharacterized. The coding region runs from base 1 to 1536 and encodes 511 amino acids. Lineage: Eukaryota; Viridiplantae; Streptophyta; Magnoliopsida; Fagales; Juglandaceae. The record is from RefSeq and is a predicted model, not a curated record. The transcript is spliced from 3 exons. Gene Ontology annotation, molecular function: nucleic acid binding.
AUGGCAGUGAGGAAAUGGAGGCACUACUUAUUGGGUCAGUCUUUUAUAAUACACACUGAUCAGCAGGCACUUAAAUACCUGCUAGAACAAAGGAUAGGAACUCCCUCACAACAAAAAUGGGUGGCCAAACUGCUGGGUUAUGACUUUACUGUGGAGUACAGAAGUGGCAAAAACAAUGUAGUGGUAGAUGCACUAUCUCAGGUCAGAUAUCCAGAGAACUCAAGCCUAAACAGUGACCAAACACAAGCCCCAAACACUAAACCCAUAGACCCAAUUACCAAAUUCCCUUCCAUCUUUGAGCCAACCACCACAAAACCCGAAACCAACAACCAUAUCCCUCAAUACCAUGCAAUUAGUGUCAUACAAGCUAAAUGGGUGCAAGAGUUGAAGAAAGCUCACCAACAAGACCCCUUGUUGCAGCAGCUGUUAAGCCACUACCAUCAAGGAGCCCUGGACCCUUCUCGUUACCAAUUUCGAAAUGAAUUCAUCUUCUACAAAGGAAGACUUCAUCUCGGAUCAUUGGUGGCUUUCCAGCGGCAGAUUUUGCAUCAUUAUCACAGCAGCCCAUUAGGUGGUCACAUGGGGAGGAGCAAGGUUGAAACCCUCCACCCAGUAAGGUUGCUUCAACCAUUACCCAUACCUGUCCAGAAUUGGGAAGAUGUCGGCAUGGACUUCAUUGAAGGAUUACCCCCUUUAGGUGGAAAAAUUGUAAUUAUGGUAGUAGUAGACAGAUUGAGCAAAUAUGCUCACUUUAUGACCCUCACUCAUCCUUACACAGCAUUAAUAGUUGCAAGAGUGUUCAUGGAUAAUAUCUUUAAACUACAUGUACACACAUCUACUAAAGUAUCACCUUUCGAAUUUGUGUAUGGCCAAGUUCCUCCUCAGAUGUUGCCCUUUGAGUAUGGAUCUACAAAGGUCCAGGCUGUAGAGGAUGAGCUGCGAACUCAAGAUUUCAUUUCUGGCCUCAUAAGAGAAAACCUGCAAGAAGCCCAAAACAAGAUGAACUAUUUUGCUGAUUUAAAGAGAAGGGACAAAGAGCUGAAGGAAGGGGAUUAUGUUUACCUGAGACUAUGUCCCUAUCAACAGAUGACAGUGGCCUUACGUCGGAAUCUAAAGCUUGCACCCCGAUAUUAUGGACCUUUUAGGGUUCUUCGUCGUGUUAGAAAGGUGGCAUAUGAACUUGAUCUACCUCCAGAGGCACAGAUUUACCCAAUAUUCCACAUUUCAUGCCUAAAAAAGAAGUUAGGAGAAGGGGUCAGACCAUUCACAAGUUUACCCACCGUGACACCUGAAGGGCUCUUGCACCCUUACCUAAAAAAAUUUUGCAAAGAAGACUUAAGAAGAGAGGAAAUAAAGCUGGAGUUCAGCUAUUGGUGCAGUGGACUGGCAUGGAGGAGGACAAUGCGACUUGGGAGGAUCUCCACGCACUCAAACGACGAUACCCUAACCUUGAGGGCAAGGUUUUCUAAGGAAGGGGAAUCUGUUAUGUGCCCAGAGUUGCCCGUGUAUUUCGAUGGAUGUCUUUUGGUUGUUUAA